AGCAAAAUGGGCAAUAUUUUGGAACAAGUAGUACAAGAGGCUUCUUGCUGCGGAUGAAAUAACGAAGAGCUUGAAAAGCCUAACAUUGUGGUAAAGAGACCUGGCAAGAGUAAGAGGGCUAACCAGUCAAAAGAUAGUUUAAAUCAACCCUCUUUUCACUCUUCUAAAGUUUGAAGCAAACUCGACUUGCAAAAUGUAAAUAAAUGCACUCAUCAGAAGGAAGACUCAUUCUUCUUAAGGGCUUCUAGUAUUUCAACUAUCAAUGCAACAAACAUGAAAGAAUCUCUAGUAUCCCCAGAUGUUUGUUCGACCCCUGCUAAGGUGAACCAAGUCAAGUGAAUGAGUUUCAGAUCAAAGAGUACAAAGGAGAUUUUACAUAAGAGUGAGCAAAAAGAUCCUAUAAAGAUGAUCGAACUUGAUCCUGCUCAGGCCAGGAUGCUUCAGAAGAACAAUUCCAUGCAGGUUAUAAGUACUAGCAGGCAAGAUAGACUCAGAUUCUCAAGUAUUAUCACUGAAAGCCCGAAGUUUUAUCAUGAUCCACAAAUUAAGAGGCCCAAAGGGAGAUCAGUAGACGAGAAGCUUCAGAUCUGCUCCUUCCAAGAAGACAAUCCUUUCGGGUUUACCCCCUAUGACUCAGGCAAAUUGUUGGGAAAUUAUGGCUUCAACGAUACAGUGGUGAAGACCCUAUCUGAAGUCAUGGAGGAGCCAUAGAGAUAUAUGUGAAUUUUUACAAAUAGA
Messenger RNA from Moneuplotes crassus, 738 nucleotides. NCBI's taxonomy places the organism in Eukaryota, Ciliophora, Spirotrichea, Euplotida, Euplotidae. The record is from the annotation of a GenBank genome assembly.